GAAACAACAAAAAACGAGCGCGAAGAAGUCAAUCAAAUUGCACAAUAUGUCAGGUAUUGGAUAUUGAAGACUAGGUACCACAACAACGGUCACCGCAGUAAUUUCGAAUGGAUAACCACUUGGGUCCACCGACUUAUAACUACUUUACCAAAGAAAAGCCACAAACAACAAAUCAGCAGUAUGGCUUUUUCUAUCGAGAAGAGCAAUUUGGUGACGUCGAUACUCUUCAAAACAAGGCUGCUUGUAAUGAAAUGGUGACGUCUUCGCAUUCACUUAAGCACCACCCGAAAUUUCGACCAUCAAAACUCAGGCCACCAUUACCUACAAAGCACAAAAAGGAAUGUGAAGUUGGUGGCGGAAGAAAGUACCCAGAUACGCGUUUAACUCGAGUCAAAGGUAUUCAACUAUGGCAUGCCCAUACAGGAUCAUUAGUUCACGUUGAACCUUAAGGUUUUUGACCGAGAGGCCACUUCAUUUUCGGGAACCAGAACAAUAUUUUUAUUUUAUUUUAAGAAAUAUUUAUGCUUAAUAAAUAUUUAUAGAUCAUUAAUAUUAUAUAAUCGUGUUUUAAUUAAGGUAUCUAUGUUAAAUUAAGCUUUAAAAAGAACUCAAAAAUUUUCAUCAAGUUUUAUAGUGCUUUGCUGCGGAGGACGUCCUGAAAAUAUGUAGGACAGCAUGUUUUUAUAGAAAAAUGCCUGUCUCUUUUGUGCAAUCAUUAAUGUGGCAUAUAAAGUAAAGCAUUACUGAGUUUAAAAGUCAUAGUAAGCUCUGACGCCGUGAGAGAGGAUUUCAAUAUAUUCAGUCUAAUCCUGUUAAGUGUAUGGAACUCACGUAAGCCGAAUAUAUUUAUCAUUAUGAUAAAAAUAGAUGACAUUAGUUGAGAAUUCGCGAGUGACGAAUCUUACCAUACCUCCAUAACUAAAACUGAAACUAGACCAACUUAUCUUACGAAUAACUUAUGCAGUCCCCCUUGAUAAGAUUUUUCUUAAUAGCCUUUUAGCAAAUAUGGAGCAUGUUAAGAUGAGAUCUUAUAAUUAAGACUGACGAAUAAAUUAUAUAAAAUACAGUGACUUGGAUAUGAUGGGCAAUGCUCCUAAAUAUAGAGGAAACAUUAAUAUCUCUGACAUCAGACUUAGAGUUCACCCGUUGACAGGUAAAUGUCUAGCAUAUACGUAUUUUAUCACUAGGGCAGUGGAGGAGGUUAGAUAAAACUUUCGUAAGAUUAGUAGUGGCAUGAUACUCAGGCUGGCAAUAACCUGCAAAAAGAGAAAGCGUGAGCUCAUCAUAAACUUUAAAAUGAAGACAGAAAGUUGACUAUUCCAUUGAUAAUUACUCCAGUUUGUACUUCCAUAAAGAUCACUGUAUUUAAGGGGGCUUGAUAAGAAUUGUAUCACAUUUUCCCUCCGAAGUUUUAACGAUAAAAAAAUUGGCAAGGCAAGUGAAACCCCAUCGUGUUUGUUCGUUCAUAUCCAUGGCAAUUUUUGUAUGAAUUUUGGAGACUACGGCUCUAAAAAGUAGCACAGUUUAAAUAUAUAUAUGCGUAGAAGUAUCUACUCAUUUUGUAGAGUGUUGAUGUAAUAUCAUUUGUAACUCCAUGGUUCAAUAAGAAAGGUAAGAUUUAAUGCUAUCUCGUCAAAAGUAUAUAAUAACCUGACUUCUAACUAGGUACUCAUUUCUUUGAUCAAGCUAGUGAGCGUUAAUACUUUUCUAAUGCUGGCUUAACAAUGUGUAUUACCGUACCAGACGAUAAUAACAGUUUUCAAUUGGAUGGAGUAAAUGCUUUCAAGUUGAUAAGGUAUAGCACUGUAAUCACACCGUACGUGCAAUGUUGAUCAUACAAUUCUAAAGCAAUUCCGAACUUAUUCCACUACAAUCGCUAGAUAUUCGAUUACCAAUGUCGAUAUAAAUCUAAUGCAAUUAUAAACGGGUCUUAUUCCGGUUUUAAUCCAAUCCUAUUAUUAUUAUAGUCCACUUAUAUCCAUGCAGUACAAUCAUGGUUUAAUUAUUUUUUUACUUUUACAUAUGCUAGUGAAUCUAAUUACCGGAAUAUAAUUUAGUGAUAUUUGUAUUCUCGUCCUUACUUAAUUGAUCUCUCCUCGAUCAUUAAUUAUAAAGAUAACAACUAAAAACAUAAUUUGCACAAAUAAAAAAGUAACAGAAUAUUCUAGCGAAUAUACUGACAUCCAUGUUUUGAAGAGCUUAACCACUCAUAUAAUACAUUUUAAA
Messenger RNA from Schistosoma intercalatum, 2226 nucleotides. NCBI's taxonomy places the organism in Eukaryota, Metazoa, Platyhelminthes, Trematoda, Strigeidida, Schistosomatidae. The record is from the annotation of a GenBank genome assembly.